ACGCCCGUUACCUGGCAGCGAAUGUCAACAGUUUCGCGUGAGUCAUCGCGAGGAACGGACGUGGACCCAGGCGCUCCCUCGCGGCCCCUCAGCUCUCGUCUUGCGCUCCAGGGACAAGAAAAGCCUGCAACCAUGUCAGAAGAGAUCCAGAUUAUCACUGCACCACUGGUCAGUGUGCGAGUUACGAGUAAUGUGAACAGCUUUACAGCAGAGAAAAGAUAUGAUCGAAGUCUAACCAUAGGGGACCUGAAGGGCCGCCUGGAACUCAUCACUGGUGGAUCAGCUGCGACAAUGAAUUUGGAAGUGUACGACCCUGACGACAAGCUCAUUUGUUUCCUGAAUGACAACGAUGCCCUUCUGGGUUCAUUCAACAUCGAAGAUAAUUACAGGAUCCAUGUAACAGACAACACAAAGAAAGUUGGAGAGUUUGAAGACGUGUCAAAGGUGGAAAAGUUUGAGCUGUCGGAAGAAGAAUAUGCUAAGCGCAAUGAUAGUGUGAAAGCUUUCCUGCAGAAGAACAAACUGGGAAAAUACAAUGAGGAGGAACAGGCCAGAAUACAAGCAGAGAAAGAAGCUGCAGAAAAGGCCGAGCAAGAUAAAGCCAGCACAUUCAAUGUCGGCGACCGGUGUGAGGUCAAAGUUCAAGGUGAACCGACUCGGCGAGGUGAAGUGAUGUACAUUGGAGAAGUGCACUUCAAGCCAGGUUAUUGGGUUGGCAUCAAGUACGAUGAACCCUUGGGAAAGAAUGAUGGAAGCAUUGGUGGCAAACGUUACUUCGAAGCAAAUCCCAAAUAUGGUGGCUUCACUCGCCCGACAAACGUAGAAGUGGGAGAUUUCCCUGAGCUAAACUACGAGGAUGACGAAAUGUAGAAUGUGUGACUGUGAGGAGAAGGCAGCAUGCAUUUUCACUUACAAGACUCACUUCAGAUGCUUUAUAUAUAUAUAUUUUGUAAUGUUCCCUUUUGAGGAUAAGCACUUGAUGGCAUAUGGUUGAGACCAGUGUUGAAGGGAGAAACUUGAAUUUUGUAUGUGUUAA
Molecule: messenger RNA, 1036 nt
Organism: Penaeus monodon (black tiger shrimp)
Lineage: Eukaryota; Metazoa; Arthropoda; Malacostraca; Decapoda; Penaeidae
Gene: TBCB
Product: tubulin-folding cofactor B-like
Biological process (GO): post-chaperonin tubulin folding pathway; cytoplasmic microtubule organization; tubulin complex assembly
Cellular component (GO): microtubule plus-end; cytoplasm; nucleus
Molecular function (GO): alpha-tubulin binding; microtubule plus-end binding
Source: RefSeq, a predicted model, not a curated record